AUGUCUGUAACUCGGUCACACGCCGAGGACUCUAAUCCAGAGUUGAAGAGGACUAGAGUGGAGGUUCAACUGGCGUUCAAAUUUUCGAAUGAGGAUAAGAUUGGAACCAUACAGCCACACAAUGAUGCUUUAGUGGUCAUACUCAGGAUAGGAAUGUAUGAUGUGAAGAGAAUAGGGCUGAACUUGAAGUCUAAGGAUUUGACAACUUAUGAUUCACCUUUGGUAAGCUUUGAUGGAAAAAUUGUCAUUCCAAAGGGUCAGAUUAGACUACCUGUGCAACCAGGUUCAAAGGUAGUGGAGGUGGACUUCAUUAUGGUGGAUGCUUAUUCUCCCUACACGGUCAUUGUGGCAAGACCUUGA
Quercus robur (English oak) is the source of this 360-nucleotide messenger RNA. RefSeq lists its product as uncharacterized. The coding region runs from base 1 to 360 and encodes 119 amino acids. Lineage: Eukaryota; Viridiplantae; Streptophyta; Magnoliopsida; Fagales; Fagaceae. The transcript has 2 exons. The record is from RefSeq and is a predicted model, not a curated record.